AAAAAGGGAGGGUGAGAAAAUGAGUGAGCGAGAAAGAGAGAGUGGCAGCAGUAGCGGAGGAAGCAGAGCCGUCUCUCCUCUGAUCAUCUUUCUUGGAUAGAGGGAUAAAAGACAGUCCCAGGAAUCAGUCAUCGCUCUCUCCUGCAGGAUUUAUCCAGCCUGUAUUUUAUCCUCCCUCCUGCCUCUUUUCACCUCUUCUUGGCAGUGGACCGCUAGCUUUUACAUCGUUCUCCGGCUGUCCGGACUCCAUUGGUGUGUGUUUGUGUGUGUGCAUGUAAGAAAGAGCUGGAGAAAGCGCGCUUCCUGCUGCUGCUUGGAAACCGACAGCGAGUGUGUGACCCUUUGCCCGGGGGAUCACGGGAAGGAGCGAGGGGGUCGAGAGCGGGGGUUGACCCUUGCACCUCUCUGUCUGAGUGUAUCUGUGUGACUGUCUGUGUGUUUGUGUAUGCGUGUGUCCUAGCUGGCUGGGCGGUCCCAGCCUCACGCUUGGUUAGCGAGGACCAGAGAGCGGGGAUGACAGGCUGAGUCCCAGCACAGCCUCCCUCACAUAGAGCCUCAUUUCUGGGUGGCUGCGAGGGCAAAGCCCCUCUCUUGCUCAGUCAUCCGGGACAGGACGACUGCCAGCACGUUUGAAACAAGUUACUCUCUCUCAUGACACUUAAACAGUAACCAUGUUUGGACUUAAAGCACCACUCUACUACUUGCCAGGCAUGAGCCAUGAGCCAAAGUCACCAUCGUUAGGAAUGAUCUCCACGGCGACGCGUACCACGGCGACGGUCAGCCCCCUCACCCCGUCGCCUCACAACGGCUCCAUCGUAGCCAAUGGAAGCCCCGCUACCCAGUCUGCUCACUCUGGAUUUGCCGCAGCCCUCCGUAAACUGGCAAAACAGGCUGAAGAACCUCGAGCUGCGUCCUCCAUCAGCAGUGAGUCCUCUCCAGUGUCCUCCCCAGCCACCAACCACAGCUCUCCAGUCAGUACACCCAAGAGAGGUCCUCUUGGUCCAGGGCCUGUCCUGGUUCCCCCAGCGGGCCACAGUGUGCCAAACACUCCACCUGUAGUCACCAUUGCUCCAACAAAGACUAGCAACGGCCUCUGGAGGAGCGAGGGACGCCAGGCUGACUCAGGGCCUCGUGGGGCCAGCAGGGAACGUCUGGGUGCAGAGGGGAACCUCCCACAGGAAAAGGGUGGCCCCUCAGUCCCUGCCCACCUCCUGGGAAACCCCUAUGCCUUUGGUCUCACCCCCGGUGCUGUCAUGCAGGAUUCACGGUUCCAUUCUCUCAAUCUGCCCAGACAGUUGCCUAAUGCAGUGCCCCCUGGUCAUGUACCAGAAGAGUACCUCCGUGGUUUCCGGCCCUAUGCCACGACUGAGGAUGCCCUCCGCAUGUCCUCUUUGCCCUUGGGCCUGGACCCCGCCACUGCAGCUGCCGCAGCUGCUUACUACCACCCCAGCUACCUGCCCCACCCCUCCUUCACGCCAUACAGGAUGGAUGACCCAUUCUGCCUCUCUGCCUUGAGGUCACCUUUCUACCAGCUGCCAGGAGGGGGAGCUUUACCUCCCAUCCAUCCCUCUGCUGUUCACAUGCACCUACCAGGGGUCCGCUACCCUGGAGACUUCACACACCCCUCAAUGUCAGCACUGCAGUCUGAGAGGCUUCAGCUGGAGGAUGAGCUGCGACAGAGAGAGAGGGAGCGAGAACGAGAACGUGAGCGUGAUAAAGAGAGAGAGCGUGAGGCUGAGAGAGAGAAAGAACGGGAGAGAGAACGAGAGAGGGAGAGAGAGAGGGAGAAGGAGCUGGAGAGGGAGAGAGAGCGUGAGAGGGAAAGAGAGCAUGAAAGGGAGAGAGAGAGGGAGAGAGAAAGAGAGAAGGAGCUGGAGAGGCAGAAGGAGAGAGCACUGAGGGAGAAGGAGCUGCAGGCAUCCAAGGCCAUGGAAAACCACUAUUUGGCUGAGCUCCAUGCCAUGAGGGGGCAGGAGGACAGAACCAAGCCUGAGAGACUCACCCCUAAUCGGGCUGAGAAAACCAAAGAUCCCGCACCUCCAGCUCCCAAACCAGUGCCACCAGGACUCCACUCUUCCAUGGUCCAAUCACAUCAUCCCAUCCCUGGUCUAAUCCCGGGCCACGGCCUCUACAUGGGGUCCAGUGCUGUAAUGACGGGGCUCUCGGCCUCAAUGAUUGCUCAGAGGACCAAUGAGGAGGAGAGGUGGUUGGCGCGGCAACGUAAGCUGCGGCAAGAGAAAGAGGAUCGUCAGUACCAGGUGUCUGAAUUCCGCCAGCAGGUUCUGGAGCAGCACCUGGACUUGGGCCGGCCCGCUGACACGGCAGAUCACAGGACAGACCCACACAGAUCCAUACCAAAUCACCAUGAACCAGGAAGCCGGGAUCUCCACCCUCACUUAGGCGCCCCUCCACCCCUCAUCUCCCCUAAACCUCCUCAGCCACCACGCGAACACCACCCUCCCACCACCCUGUGGAACCCUGCCUCUCUUAUAGAAACCCCCUCAGAGUCCCGACGUAACCACGAGCCCUCAGGGAUGGGACAUUAUGAGCUCAGUCGGCUGCCCCCAGGUUCCUCUAAAUAUGAGGAUGGAGCACGAAGGAGAGAAGGGGGAUCAAUGGAGAAGUAUCCGCCAAUGAGAGGUCCUCCGGGGCUGCCGGAACCCAGCACGUUCCUUGCUGAUCUGGAGAAAUCCACCCAGUCCUUCUUCAGCCAGCAGAGGGUGUCACUGUCUCUGUCAAGCCAGUAUGAACUGGAGGGAGCCAUGAAAAGCAAUGCUGGACUUAAGAGCCUCCAGGGACACCCGGGGCACAGUAGACACGGACAAGGGCUAGGAAUGGUCCCUGGGCCGGGGAUGGGCCAGGUAGCCACAGUGGGGGUGGGUCCAGACACGAUGCUGAUCUAUGACGACUUCCUUCAGCAGCACCGAAGGCCUGUCAGCAAGCUGGACCAGGAGGAGAGGAGGAGGAGGGAGGCCAGGGAAAAAGGUUACUACUAUGAGCUGGAUGACUCAUAUGAUGAGAGUGAUGAGGAGGAGGUGAGAGUCCAUCUCAGGAGAGUAGCAGAGCAGCCCCCACUCAAACUGGAUGACUCCACAGAGAAAUUGGACUUCCUGGGAGUGUUUGGCCUGACCACAGUGGGCCGGCGAGAUGAUCUGGUGCAGCAGAAGAGAAGGAAAAGGAGGAGGAGGCUCAGGGAGCGCAGCCCUUCGCCACCUUUCUCGCACUCAAAACGCACUCCCCCUCCUCCUCCCCAACUCAGCACACGCUUCACCCCUGAGGAAAUGGACCGAGCACCGGAGCUUGAGGAUAAGAAGCGCUUCCUCACCACGUUCAAACUGUCCCAUGUCACUAUACAGCAGAGGAGAGAUAAUAAAAGGGUGGUUGAGCUGCUUCAUGCCGUUAAAGAAAAAAGCGUAACCUUGGAUACCAUUAGACAUGCCCCUCAUCCGCUAUGUAAGAGUCCUCCAGCACAGAUUUCUGAUUCUGCAUUUGCCCAGCCCUCCUCUGAAUCAGAAGGCCACCACAUUGUCAGACCUUCUAGCCCCUCCUCACAUUGCCCAGCGUCCCCCAAUGGUCACCCAAAACCCUUUGGGGAGACAUUAAGACCAAAGGAACCCCCUUCUCCAGCUGUCUACCCAGACAAGGCCCGGGGGCCCGGUGAGGGACCGGUCUCUAAGAGGAGCUCCAGCCUACUGAACAGCUUGCGGCCCCCACUCCCCCUGCAGGCUAAAGAGGGCCCUCACAGCAUCAAUGGACGCACCAAACCCUGGGACAGCUUCACCCCGGAGGAAUUUGCCCAGCAGUUCCACGAAUCUGUUCUUCAGUCCACUCAGAAGGCCCUGCAGAAACAUAAAGGCGGUGCCACAGGGAUGUCGGAGACAUCCCACCUCCAGGAGUCCUCGGUUCACUACAACAUACCAGAGCUUCAGAGCGCCCCUGGUCGGCCGCCGCAACCGCAUUCACAAUCUCACCCAAAUGCACAUUUGUUUCCCCAUCCACUCUCACUGGCUCACCCUCAGCCCAACGGGCAGCACUUCUCUGUAGCCCUUCACCAGGAGGCCUCAGGGACGAGGGAGGACCUGUCUGGUCCAGAUGACUCUGAGGAGGAAGCGGAUGAGGAGGAAGAGGAGGCUCCUGCUUCCAAGUGGCAAGGGAUUGAAUCUAUAUUUGAAGCUUAUCAGGAAUACGUUGAAGAGCAAAGUUUGGAGCGACAAGUGUUGCAGAGCCAGUGUCGAAGACUAGAAGCUCAGAACUACAACCUCAGUCUGACUGCUGAGCAGCUGUCUCAUAGCAUGGGGGAGCUGAUGUCCCAGAGACAGAAGCUGGCAGUGGAAAGGGAGAAGCUACAAGCAGAGCUGGAGCACUUCAGGAAGUGUUUGACGCUGCCACAGACACACUGGCCAAGAGGCGGCCAUUACAAGGGCUACCCCCCCAGGUGACCCCAACACGCCGAGCUGAUGGCCCCUUCAGACUGACACCCAGAGUUUAUUUUUCAUGGCCUGGUCCACAUGUCUCCAUGGAGGAGAAUAUGGCUGGCUAGAUGAAUGAAUGAAUGAAUGAAUGAAUUGAGUGAAUGGAUAGAUGAGAGAUGAAUGCAGAGAAGACAGGACCAUUCAGUGAAGGAUGGACAGUCUUUGGACUGUGCCACGAGCCACUAACGUGUGCCAAUGUAGCCAACCCGGAGAGCAUGGGACAGGAACCGGAAGAUCAACACAAACACACACACCUAUUUGUCACACAUUCUUUCGUCCCCGCUGCUCUCUUGUUCAGUCCUUGCAUCCCUCACCGCCACAGCUACACAGACAAUCCUGCCAAUGAGGGAGCAGCUACCCCAAAAGGGGCGUCGUCGAGAGACUUGAACGCUUCAAAGGCUUCUGGUCAGUCGGGACUGAUUUGAUCACAGUGGCCACAUGAGCUUUUGAACUGGAAAUGCACUUAAGAAUAAAAGCUACCUGGUGGUACUGUGUUACAACAAAGAACUGUUUAAAUUAGGGAAGAACUUAGAAAAUGCACAUUUUUGGAAAGAAUUAAGGAAAUGUUUUAUUUCGAAAUAGAAAAUUUGAGAAUAAGAAUUUUAAAAGGUGCUUCAGCCUUGUAUUGUAAAUAAUAUGAAGACUUAAAAGAUUUUGUAUGUUUUUAUUACUUUAAUCAUUGUUCUUUUAAAGAAAAAGCCUGCCAUUUUUAUAUGUUUAUGCUUUUUUUGGGUGUUGGAAAAGAAAGCCUUGCUUUUAGUGUUUGUACUGCUGCUGGCCAGAACAGCUCAUUUUGAGACAUUGAACAGAGUGAGAGAGAACAGGAUACACUCUUCUUACUCCUGACCCAGCCACAACCACCUCAUCUGGCAUCUGAGCUCAGUAAAGCUUACUUAGGUCCUGAGACACGGCUCCCGCCCUCUCAUCCCCCUUCCUUCACAGCAACAUGUCUCCCAUCAACAACUCCUCUGGUCAGCGUCACUGCUGCUGUUAGCUCAUGAUAUUCUCUUACAGAAACCAGUUGAGAUCCACAGUGACAAUAUAAUAAUUUGUUUUGUUUUUUUACUUUGGUCACUUGACAUACUUGAUUUUGUAAAGACAUGAAGAGUCUCUUAUUAAGCAGCCAGCUGAUGAAACUGGUUUUUGAUGCUUUAUCCUCCCAUUGGACCUUUCACUUCACUUUGUAUGACAUUAUAUCACAUUAGGCUCAAAUAAUAUGACGGUUUGCAUAAAGUUACGCCUUACAAGCCCUUAUCAGCAGUCAUGAGGACACAGUGCCAAAAUGAAAAAUAAGGUUGCAUUUUGGAUUCUUAAUUUGAAAUUGAGUUGCAAUUAGGUAGCCAAACCUUCAAACCAGAAUAGCCAUCUUCCACUGCUGAUACCUUUGAUUCACUCAGCUUCUUCCUGCAUCCCUUUUUUAGGACUCCAACUAUCCAAAGUUCCCAACGUGUAUAAAUAACGGACUGGAAAAGUAGACGUUUUCAAACUGGGCAUUUUGUAGUACAUCUAAAAUCUGAAUGCCUCACACACUACCCUGUAACUCCUGUUGACUCAGCAUUAUGGUUGCGUGUGUGAUUGAAGACCCCAAAGGCCAGCAAGAAGGUGCACAGAUCAUCAUUUUGAAUUUAGGGGCUGCACAAGUUAGUGGUGGGACAGUUGGUGUUAAGAGUGAGUGAUUUCAGUAUUUCAUAGUAAAAAAAAAAAACUUUUAAAAUGUGCAGAAAGUUAAUUUAUAAAAACUGAAGCACACCCCCUACAUACAAUAUGCUAAUUACAAGUGCCUCAAGAAUUUGGGAGCAUGUGAAUGAGUUGCAGUCCACAUGGACAUUCUACACAACGCCAGUGAUCAGGGACUUAACAUGUUACAUCCAAGUGUCUACUGUAUGUCUCACACCUUUCAAAUAUGUGCAUGCCAAGAACCGACACAGAAUUCCUUUAUCUAAAUGCAUCUCUGAGAACCAAUUUAAUCACACCUUUUUAUAAAUGGAGGCCCAGUUCCGAGGAUCAGGUGGAUGCAGAGCGUAGUCUGUCAUUUUUACAGAGCAGAAGAGGCAUGCUGAGGUCAGCUGCCGAGGCCUUCCUGUGUCCAUCCCACGCACGCCCAUGCAAUAGCCCCAUUACUCAGUGGAGGAUGUCUAGAUGCUGUGAAAUCCUGUUUUUAAAAUGUACUUGUUUGAAUUCAUUGUAAUGUAAUAUAUUCUUUGUUGAAUGUAGUAAUUAGGUAUUUAUGAAUAUAUGGCUGUGAUUUCAGACAAAAAAGAAAAUAAAAUAUUUCAAAAAUGUUAAAUAUCAA
Messenger RNA from Cyclopterus lumpus (lumpfish), 6765 nucleotides. RefSeq names its product Gse1 coiled-coil protein (gene gse1). The coding region runs from base 672 to 4439 and encodes 1255 amino acids. NCBI's taxonomy places the organism in Eukaryota, Metazoa, Chordata, Actinopteri, Perciformes, Cyclopteridae. The transcript has 16 exons. The record is from RefSeq and is a predicted model, not a curated record.